This is a messenger RNA of Blepharisma stoltei, 3473 nucleotides long. The record is from the annotation of a GenBank genome assembly. NCBI's taxonomy places the organism in Eukaryota, Ciliophora, Heterotrichea, Heterotrichida, Blepharismidae.
AUGCAGAAUUUAAAUUAUAUUCAAAACUUUCAAGGAAUGAGAGAAAUAAUGAUCGAUGGGGACAAGGUAGAAGCUCCAUCAGAAGAAACUUCUAACUACCCAAGUCUUUGUAUGCAAAAUAUAAUUAAUAUGGUGUAGGCAACUUGAGGACGAUGCACCACUAUUGCCGAAAAAUUCGCUUUAUAGUCUAGACUCUUAAACUACUUGUUGGCUGACCUGAUGGCGACUUCUCAAAUAGUUAUUAGCUAUCCGGAUGGUUUAUUUGAUACCGCUUUUUCCCUUAUAGUUCUGGAGGGUGCAGUUCUUUUUUCUUGGGUGCUACCAGCCCUCAAUGUAGCCUGCAUGAGGUAUCUGGUAACUUUUAACUCCAUAGUACCCGAUAGAGUUUUGAAAGAGGAGUCCUAUCGAUCUUUCGAGAGUCUUGGAGUCACAGUGCAAAGUCUUGUAGAUAGAAAAACCACUAUUCAAACACCGAAUAAAUUUCCGCCCUGGAAGCGGCAGUUUUGGGUGAAUAGAGCACGGAGGCAAAGAAUGCGACGGAGAAGACAUUAAAACCCUUUUAAUUAAUUUUGUACUCAAAAAAGUGGAGAGAAUUUAGACAUUCCAGGUAAAGGGAAUUUUGAGGCUGAUAAAGGUAUCUCAAACGACAACAAACAAGCUGAAAACUCGGCUUCGGUUGAAGAAUUUUCCCAGCGAAUUCAUGGGAUUGAAAGAUUUAUUAAGCAUAGUUUGGCCAAUUCAGGUUUUGAGAAUGCUUUUAAAGAAAUUUUAACAAUUUGUAAAGUGCAAGCAAAUAAAGAUCAGAUCUCAGAGCUGGUGCGCAUGUUUGAAAUUGCCUACAGCAACAUGCUAAAUAGGGAGGCUAAAGGCAAAAACGAAGGAUUAAAUGGUGUUGAUGAGAAAUUUAUGAACUAUCUUAUCCCACCAAUUGAAAAUUCCUCUUUUAAAAUGCCAUCAUACAAAAAUCCUAACCACAAACCAGAAAAUUCGAAAAAUGGAAAACCUAUGCUAAAUGCAGAAAGUGAGAGAAUUCCUACACUUUUAAGAGAAGAUAUGGACAUAGAAAAAAUAUUGAUAACAUGGUUCAAAAAGUGUAAGCCAGCAAUUUUGCAAAUUUUACCACAAGAUAUUAAAUUAAAACUGAUAAGUACAAUAAAUGACUAUGAAAAUGUGAGAGAAGAAAUAUUAAAAUCUGGCGGGGACAUUUCAAGUGUGGAUGAAAUAAUUAGCAGGUUCAAGAAACAUCUAAAUAUGCCUAUUGAAGAUAAAGCUAGAAUUGAGUUAAAGGGGAACUUUGAAGAAAAAUGCAAUAUAGGGUUGCAUGACAUAUAUAUGUUCUACUGUAAACAAUUUGGUCCGAAUGGAGGAACUUCUCCAACGUUUGAGCUAAUAGAAAAAAAUAAUGAAACUAUGAGCUUGGGCAAGUUUUUCAGAUUUUUAAGGGAAUUUGAUCUAAUGGAUACUAAUAAAAGAACUGACAGAAAAAUUUUGCAGAGAAAGUUAGUUCAAAAACUAUUUUUGAAAUUUACCAAUUUUAAAUACGAAAUCAUAUGCAUAAAAUGGCCUAUAUCGAAUGGCCCAUGUUUAUGCAUUUCUGGAUGUAGUUUUUGGUGAGAGAGCUGCCCAAGGGCUGGAUAGUCUUAAAGCGAGAGGCAUAGCACUAUUUCCACUGAUUAAAGGCCUGGCUGAUGCGGCAGUUUUUGCAGCGUUUUGUCAGAAGCGCCCAGGCCCAGGUUGGGCGCUCGAGGCAGGGUAGCUUAUUAUCUUUUGCCUAUAUUGCUUAUAUAGGCUGGCGCACCAAAAUUUUCUCCAACGUUUGAAGAAAAUUCCACACAUGUGAAUUCUCUAUAGUUUCACGUGUGAAAAUUUUCUCCAAAUGUUGGAGACAAUUUUUACAUGCCAGCCUAGAUAAGCAAUUUAGGCAACGCAUAUAUCUCAUAAGCUGUUUCGUGGCUUAUCCCGAAUUUCAUAAGUUGUUGAGUUUUUUCCUUUGGUGAUGAAUCCAAGAAAAAGGGAAGACAUGCUAGGCAGACUGAAGGUCUGCAUCGGCUUCAGUUAAAAAGGGUUUUAUGACGGGGAGAGGCAGCCUAGCUAAGCAGGGCUUGGGAUGGAAUUGCAGGUUCUCAGCAAAGUCCGUAUAACUCUGAUCAUGGAGGGAAAUGCCUCUAUCAAUAAACGGGGUUUCGGCCAUGGCUCAAGUUAACAAUAUAACACCCACUCUAUUGCUCACGACGUAGAAAGCAUGGUUCUAACUCCCCCCCCCCCCCUCCGUGAGCGAACAAAAAAAUUUUGUUCACUCACGGAGGGGGGUUAAUUUUUUUUUUAAAAACAAUUUAUAUAUAUAAAUUUUAUAAAAAAUAUUUUUUUCGAAAUUUAAAAAAAAUCCUAAUUUGCAAAAAUUGGGAAGCAAAUAUAAUUUAAUUUGCAAAAUUUAUGUUUUAAAAACGCAAUUUGUUUUAAAAUUAAACAGAAUUAGCUCUAGAUUUCAUUAUACUAAUUAUCACUUAUAUAUCAAAAUUUUUUUUCUAUUAAAAUUUUUUCUAUUAAAAAUAUUUUUGUUCACUCACGGAGGGUGGGUUUUUGGUCAAAAAAUGGCGAUUUUUCUAAUGGUUUUGUUCGCUCACGGAGGGGGGGGGGGAGUAAGCAAAUGGGGAUUAUGAAGGUAAAUCUUAAAUCAAAUCUAAUUUCAAUAUGAAAUCAACGAAAGCCAAUUUUUGAAGUUCCUCGAGCUUUUAUCAGAAUUCUACUUCGACGUAGAAUACGACUCAAUUAAUGGGACUAGUUAUAGAUCUUUGACUCCGUACGAAAAAAAAUUAUUGCUUUACAAAGACAUAGGCUGUUAUGAUAUUGCGAUUUAUUCAAAGAAAUGCAAAGGCGUUAUCCAUCAUUUUGGGGUUUCUCCCACCAGAAUACCUGAUAACGAUUUAUCGAAAAAUUAUAAGUUUAACCCAGAGAAAUAUGAAGCUCAAAAGCUGCAGGUGCAAGAGUGAAAGAAAAGUAGAGAAGUCAGCUUAGAGAGCGAACCCAAAAAAGCAAAAUCUCUGACUAACUCUCGGUCAGGUCCUUUAACCCAGAGCAAGACUUCUAAAACGUAUUCAAUUGAAUCAUUACCUGAGCCUUCCUACUCUUCAACUCAUCAAGGAGUAAAGAGUUCAUUUACCUUUCAAAACUUAAACGAAAUUGUACCUGAAAUGAUACCAGGGAUUCAGGAAGAAUUAGACCUGAAAAAUUUAAUAAGCGACAAGAAUAGUGACGAUGACGAAUACUUGCAAAAAAACUACCCUCUGGGAGAAACCAGGAGAAGUCCUACAAAAGGAUCAGAGGGGAAAUUAUUGAUGUACAGGGAAAAGAGGCUGAAAAAUAAUGACAAGCUUGCAAGGAAAAUGUCCGAGCAGAUUUUAAGAAGAGCUACUGAGCUUUCUCAAGAGCAAAAUAAAAGUGAAAGAAGGAGACUUUAUGGCUUUAAGCUUUAA